CCUCCUCGGAUCGGGGACCCAUAAAGCCGCAGCAGAGCCGGGGCAGCCGGCAGAGGAAGGGUUAAGCCGGAUCCGCUCGGACCGAUCCCUUCCCGGCGAGGCUGCGGGACGGACUGCAGCAAGCAAGCAGGCAGGCAGAAGGAGUCGGGGGGCCGCGCCUCCACCGCACAGCGCCAGCUUCUCAGCCUCUGCUUGGUCCUUCGGAUGCUUUGCACGCCUGCUCUCUGGUUGAAGGGCACGAGCCGGCGGUCCCUUGCGCUCUCCUCUUGGGCCGCCUCUCUGGCAGAGCCGCCUUGCCUGGAAUAAUUCCCGGAGCGCCUCUUGAGGAGCAGCGGCGGCGGCGAGGAUGGCCACCAAGAUCGACAAAGAAGCCUGCCGAAGGGCCUACAACCUGGUGCGGGAUGACAGCACGGGGGUCAACUGGGUGACAUUUAAGUACGACGGCUCCACCAUCAUCCCAGGACACAACGGGGUGGAUUACGAAGAAUUUAUAGGACAGUGUACAGAUGACAUUCGGUUGUUUGGCUUCAUCCGGUUCACCACUGGAGACACCAUGAGCAAACGAGUCAAGUUUGCUCUGAUCACCUGGAUAGGGGAGAACGUCAGUGGCCUUCAGAGAGCUAAAACAGGGACUGACAAGACCCUCGUGAAAGAAGUUGUACAG
Messenger RNA from Pseudonaja textilis, 664 nucleotides. The record is from RefSeq and is a predicted model, not a curated record. Lineage: Eukaryota; Metazoa; Chordata; Lepidosauria; Squamata; Elapidae.